Molecule: messenger RNA, 1606 nt
Organism: Alnus glutinosa
Lineage: Eukaryota; Viridiplantae; Streptophyta; Magnoliopsida; Fagales; Betulaceae
Exons: 4
Coding region: 310-1149 (279 amino acids)
Cellular component (GO): endoplasmic reticulum
Source: RefSeq, a predicted model, not a curated record
CAAAACGCAUUGCUUGUAGUGGCUGCUACCAAUUGAAAUUUCGUUCGCGAUCCGCCAUUUCCAUUUUUCUCUCUAUUUCUCUCGCUCUCCCAUUUAACUCGCGCGCAGCCAAACAGCACCGAUUUAGGGUUUUCUUUUUCUCUUCCUUCGAUUCUUAGUACCAAAUUGUAGGAAUAUGAGGUUGCAACAUAUGACGCUGAUUUGAUUGAUGUGGUUCAUCGGCUCUUCUCACGCCCAAACCUCACAGUCCUCCUCUCAGCCUACGGUGGUGCGGUACGUGCGAUUCGGAGGGGUGCGGUGAGAGCGUCAAUGGCGGCUCCUCGGAAUCUGAUGGGCGAGAGCGGUAGGUUGCUGAGGGACGAAGAGAGCGCGGGGGGGAAGGAGGACGACGAUUCCCCCACCGGAAAGAGGCCCAAAUUGGAGAGGUUCCCCUUCACUCGAUGGGAGUUAGCCGGCGCGCUCGGCGUCUUUCUCGUCUUCUCCGCUGGCCUUUUCUGCGUCUACUCCACCAUGCCCGCGGCCGACUACCGCAAGCUCAAGCUGCCUCGCACCGUUUCCGAUCUCCGUAUACUCAAAGAUCAUCUGGCAUCAUAUGCUAAAGAUUACCCAGCUCAAUUCAUUCUGGGUUUCUGCUCCACUUACAUCUUCAUGCAGACAUUUAUGAUUCCUGGAACAAUUUUCAUGUCCUUGCUAGCUGGAGCUCUUUUUGGUGUUAUCAGAGGCCUUCUCUUAGUUGUUUUUAAUGCUACAGCUGGAGCAUCAUCCUGCUUCCUUUUGUCGAAGCUAAUUGGUAGGCCUUUAGUCAGUUGGUUGUGGCCUGAAAAGUUGAGAUUUUUCCAAGCAGAGAUAGCUAAGCGCAGAGAGAAGCUGCUGAAUUACAUGCUUUUUCUGAGGAUAACUCCAUCAUUACCCAACCUUUUCAUUAAUUUGGCAUCUCCUAUUGUCGAUAUACCGUUCCAUGUUUUCUUUUUGGCUACUUUGAUUGGUCUUAUACCAGCCUCCUAUAUCACAGUCAGAGCUGGCCUUGCUCUUGGGGAUCUCAAGUCAGUCAAGGAUCUAUAUGAUUUCAAAACUUUGUCUGUUCUUUUUCUAAUUGGUUUCGUCUCCAUUUGUCCUACCCUUCUGAAGAAGAAGAAAAUCUAUGAAUGAAGGUUCCAUUAACCAGGCCCUUCCCAUUGUCUGAUCGAGGUUUGAAUUGGAAGCAAACCCGAGGAUUCGUGGAGCCCCUCCCAUUUUCCUGUUGAAGACAGCUGACUCAGUGUCUAGAUUAAAUUUGUGAACUCUAGUAAUGAAUUAUGAUUCAAUAACUUCUUAUCCAAAGUAAAGAAUGUUAAAUGAAAAUGGAAUAUGGCAUAGGCUCCACUUUUUUUUCUUUCUUUUUCCCACUGGAUUAUUCAUUGUGGAGUCAUUUGAGAUUUGGAAAGAUGUGCAAAAUGAUGUUAUAAUGCUUAUGCACAUCUAAUUUCCACCAAAUAUAGGAAUUGAAAUGGCCUUGUAUCAUUUGUUUACUGUUCUAUAACAAAAUACUAAAGCCUACAGUUGAAUGUGGAGUGGAAUUGCCAAUUGAAAUUCUUUGAAUGGAUCUUCGGUUUACUUUUUUAUUUAA